UUGACCAUGCCUAAACUCUCCCCCACAAUGGAAGAAGGGACAAUUACAAAAUGGAGAAAAAAAGAGGGCGAUUUCGUCAAAGUAGGCGAGGUGAUUUUCGAGGUUGCCACCGAUAAAGCGACUGUUGAACACGCUGUUCUCGAUGGCGGUUACCUUCGGAAGAUUUUAAUGAAAGAGGGGGGAUCGGCAGUUGUCAAUCAACCGGUUGCUAUUUUUACAGAAAAGCAAGACGAGAGUAUUGAAGGGUAUCAAGUCGAAGGAGCCACUCCACAACCAGAGGUUUCAGCCCCAGUUGCGGAGAAAACAGAGACGGAAAGUCGACAGGCAACCGUCCCCCUUAAAGAAGGGUUUGCCCAGCCGGCUUUCACUCCAGAACCCCCUUUACAAGGGUACGAAUUCUCCGCUGGAAAUUCAGACCAUAUCGCCGCCUCUCCUUUCGCAAAAAAAAUGGCCAAAGAGAAGGGGAUCGACUUGUCGACUGUCAAAGGGUCUGGCCCAGGCAACCGGAUUGUGAGCGGUGAUCUCAACCUAGGACAACCCGAUCUUCCGGUGACAUUUAACUCUCAGGCAAAACCGACGCUGCCCCCUGGUACUUACGAGGAAGAGCCGCUGACCCCGAUGAGAAAAGUCAUCGCGCAGCGACUUCAAGCGUCGAAAACAUUUGUCCCCCACUUUUAUAUCACGACAGAAGUCCGUGCUGAAAAACUACUCGAUGCGAGAGAACAGCUCAAGAAGAUCGGGCAUAAAAUUUCAGUCAACGACUGUGUCAUUCGAGCUUGCGCCAUUGCGCUCCGAGAACACCCGCAGGUGAAUAGCGGCUUUAACUCGGUCAAUCAGACGAUGAUCCGUUUCAAGACGAUCGAUAUCUCGAUUGCUGUGGCGAUUCCCGAUGGUUUGAUCACCCCGAUUGUUCGGCACUGUGAUUUCAAAAACCUCGGAGAGAUUUCCGCCGAAGUGAGAUAUCUUGCUCAAAAGGCGAAAGACGGGAAGCUCCAAAGAGAAGAGUUCGUGGGAGGAUCGUUCACCGUCUCUAAUCUCGGGAUGCUUGGAAUCUCGGAAUUCAUGGCGAUCAUCAACCCUCCUCAGGCGGCGAUCUUAGCCGUUGGAGCCGUUCUCGAUCAACCUGUCGUCUCCGACCAUACGAUCAUCCCUGGCAAGGUGAUGAAACUCACCCUCUCAGCAGACCACCGUGUCAUUGAUGGAGCCGAAGGGGCCAAGUUUAUUAAGACAGUUCAAAAAUAUCUAGAGAAUCCAGCCUCUCUUUUACUCUGA
Molecule: messenger RNA, 1272 nt
Organism: Acytostelium subglobosum LB1
Lineage: Eukaryota; Evosea; Eumycetozoa; Acytosteliales; Acytosteliaceae
Exons: 1
Biological process (GO): pyruvate decarboxylation to acetyl-CoA
Cellular component (GO): pyruvate dehydrogenase complex
Molecular function (GO): dihydrolipoyllysine-residue acetyltransferase activity
Source: RefSeq, a predicted model, not a curated record